This is a messenger RNA of Dentiscutata erythropus, 140 nucleotides long. NCBI's taxonomy places the organism in Eukaryota, Fungi, Glomeromycota, Glomeromycetes, Diversisporales, Gigasporaceae. The record is from the annotation of a GenBank genome assembly.
AUGUUCUAUUACGUUAAAGAGCAUACAUUAUUUUUCGGACGUGGGUACCCCGGGUAUAGAAGAGCAAGAUACAAUAAUGCCAAUUUGAAGCUCCUACUGAAUACGAGAGGAAUGGUUUAUAUAGACAAUUCAGAAGGUGG